UGUUUCCCCCGUGUGUGUGUAUUCGUGCACGGAUGAAUGCAAGCAAACACAUCGAUUGUUUUCAUUGAUAUAAUAUUUCCUAAAUUAAUUUAAAGAACGCAGUGAUCUCCCACUAUUUUCCGAUUGUUCACGGCUGUCUUUCAAGACUUUGUUAGAUCUGCAGCCCAGUUAAAGUGUGUAAGAGGGCGCGGGUGGGUUGGAAACCAUGCCAACGGUGGUCCUGAUGGAUGCCUCGCUCUCCAUGACACGCCCAGUGUCACUGGAGGGCAGCGAGGACUUUCAGAGGAAGAAUCUAGCAGUGCACGGGCUCACCAUGCUGUUUGAGCACAUGGCCACUAACUACAAACUGGAGUUCACAGCAUUGGUGGCCUUCUCAUCUCUAUGGGAGCUGAUGGUGCCGUUUACCAGAGACUACAACACUCUUCAGGAGACCCUGAAUAACUUGGAGGACUUUGAUAAGACGUGCUUAGAGGCCGCCCUGCAGGGGGUCAGCAACGUCAUGCAGCAGGAGUGGGGUAGUGGCUGUCCCUGUCAGGUGGUGCUGGUGACUGAUGGAUCGCUGGGUAUCGGAAGGGGUUCUCUGCGCCACUCCCUGCAGACGCUGAAGCAGCGCAGGGACGACAAGAAGUUCCCCCUGCCUUUCCCUUUCCCCUCCAAGCUCUUCAUCAUGUGCAUCGCCAAUGCAGAGGAGCUCCAGGAAACAGAUGCCAUGGACAACCUAGAGCAGCUGAUCAGCCUCAACGAGGGAGAUGGACAGAUCUUCACCAUGGAGGGCCCACUCUGUCUAAAGAGUGUCCAGUCCAUGUUUGGGAAGUUGAUUGACCAGGCAUACUCUCCAUUCCAUGCAGUGUUGCAUUGUGGGAACCUGUCCUCUGACGUGCAGGUGUUUCCCCGGCCAGAGCCCAUGAUUUUGGAUGAGGAGGUGGACCCCAUCCCCAAGGCAGUCCAGACAGACUUGGAGAUCGUUGGGUUCAUAGAGAUCGGAGACAUCGCCAGCCCUCCAGUGAUCUCACGGCAUCUGGUUCUGCCCAUAGCUGUGAACAAAGAAGUUGAUGAGGUGGGCACAGGAAACACUGAUGAUGUGGAUGAGGAAAGCUCCGCCAAUCAAAUGGCUGGAAAGAGCCCAAACUUCUGCGUACUUCUGCACGGCAGUCUGAAGGUGGAGGGGAUGGUGGCGCUAGUGCAGCUGGGGCCGGAGUGGUACGGGAUGCUGUACUCGCAGGCGGACAGCAAGAAGAAGUCCAACCUGAUGAUGUCUCUGUUUGAGCCAGGCCCGGACCCUCUGCCCUGGCUGGGGAAGAUUGCACAGCUGGGUCCCACCUCAGAUGCGGCCGAAAACCCCUACGGUGAGGACGACAGCAAGAGUCCCUUUCCCUUGCAGCCCAAAACCAAACGCAGCUACGCUCAGAACGUGACCGUCUGGAUCAAAGCCAGUGGCCUGCAGACAGAUGUGCAGAAGAUCCUUAGAAAUGCACGCAAGUUACCCGAGAAAACACAGACUUUCUACAAGGAGCUGAAUCGGCUGCGGAAGGCGGCUCUGGCCUUUGGCUUCUGGGAGCUGCUGAAGGGCGUGGCCGAGCUCCUGGAGAGGGAGUGUACGAUGCUGCCUGACUCCGCCCACCCCGACGCGGCCUUCCAGCUGUCCCACGCGGCCCAGCAGCUCCGGCUGGCCAGCACCGGAGACUCCCAGCAGGCCGCCUUCGACCACAACAUCACCCCCAUGCUCACCGACUUCUCCAGCGGAGGGGACCGGAUGUAGGGGAGGGGACGAUGGGGCAGGGGCUUCUCUCUCUGAGCAUGCCCAGACAAAGACCCUUUCCCUACAGAUUCCAUCAGUACCCAUACGCACGCCGACUUCUCCGGAGGGUUGGGGAGAGGAUGGUGGAAGAAGAGGACAGGAAACUCAGGCACUCAGACUUGUCCUGAAGGGAUAUGGGGUGGACAGAACAGAUGUGAUGUGGAACACCAUGUCCGCAGUGGAAUACACUCCCCACCAGCCAACCCCUAAGCACACCAGAUUACAAACCACGGUCAUCUCUCUCCCUCACUUUGAGCAUGCCCAGUGUUCUCUUCUCUCUGAGCAUGCCCAGUGUUCUCUUCUCUCUGAGCAUGCCCAGUGCUCUCCAUCUCCUUCGCUCUCUGAGCAUGCCCAGUGUUCUCCAUCUCCUUCUCUCUCUGAGCAUGCCCAGUGCUCUCCAUCUCCUUCGCUCUCUGAGCAUGCCCAGUGCUCUCCAUCUCCUUCGCUCUCUGAGCAUGCCCAGUGUUCUCCAUCUCCUUCGCUCUCUGAGCAUGCCCAGUGCUCUCCAUCUCCUUCUCUCUCUGAGCAUGCCCAGUGUUCUCCAUCUCCUUCUCUCUCUGAGCAUGCCCAGUGCUUUACCUCUCCCUCUGAGCAUGCCCAGUGCUGCCCUUAACUGUGAGCAUGCCUAGUGGGACAUAUUGACCUCAGCAUCAUCCCUUGAUCCACCUCAGAAGCUGGAGAGAUGGUGUUUGUCUGAGUGUGCCUAGUGGAAGAGCCUGACCUCUGGUGGCUCAGUUUAUAUUUUGUCUGUGUUGCAUCAAACAGCAGUCUAAUCAUUGCCUCAAUCAAGACAAAAGGAGUGAACUUUGAAGUGUUCUUGACCAUAACUUGAGAUAUCCUCUUCAAAACAAACAUUUUUUUAUGACACACAUACUUCCCAGCUUGUCAUUCUGUGCCAAGGAUUUUUAAAGUCUUGCAAGAGAUUUGUACAUAACAUUUUUUAAAAAACAAGACAAAAAAGCUCUAAAUAAAAAGAUGAAUUUCCUCUUUUGGAAUAA
This is a messenger RNA of Alosa alosa (allis shad), 2796 nucleotides long. RefSeq names its product integrator complex subunit 14 (gene ints14). Gene Ontology annotation, cellular component: integrator complex. Gene Ontology annotation, biological process: snRNA 3'-end processing. The record is from RefSeq and is a predicted model, not a curated record. The transcript has 12 exons. The coding region runs from base 206 to 1759 and encodes 517 amino acids. NCBI's taxonomy places the organism in Eukaryota, Metazoa, Chordata, Actinopteri, Clupeiformes, Clupeidae.